This is a messenger RNA of Juglans regia (Persian walnut), 1200 nucleotides long. RefSeq lists its product as uncharacterized. The record is from RefSeq and is a predicted model, not a curated record. Gene Ontology annotation, cellular component: plasma membrane. The transcript is spliced from 3 exons. Lineage: Eukaryota; Viridiplantae; Streptophyta; Magnoliopsida; Fagales; Juglandaceae. The coding region runs from base 96 to 728 and encodes 210 amino acids.
AAAAUUUAAAGAAAAAUUUAGGGAAUCGGAUUUGAAUGGUAUAAGAUGGGCUAUAUUUUACCCCGUCUAUCCAAUUAGGCCAUGCCCAAACGAGCAUGACUUCAAAGAACGACUAUGUCGUCUGUUACGCCCCUCUCCCUUCAUCCCCCACCCCCCAGCACGUCGUCGUCCUCCCUCUGUACCGCCCAGCUCCGAGUCGCCGUCGUAUUCACCGCUACCUCGCCGUCGCCACCGUUCUCUUCCUCCUCUCCCUAGCCAUAUUUCUCCUCUACCCCUCCGACCCGACCAUCAAACUCGCCCGAGUCCGGCUCAACCAUGUCCAAGUCAAAUCAUCCCAUGGACUCUACCUCGACCUAUCGUUCUCUCUCACCAUCAAGGUCUACAACCGGGACUUCUUCUCCCUGGACUACAAUUCCCUGGUUGUCUCGGUCGGCUACCGAGGGAGGGAGCUAGGGUUUGUUAGCUCCCAGGGUGGGCGCGUCAGGGCCAGAGCUUCGUCUUACGUGAACGCCACGCUCGAUCUCAAUGGGUACGAGGUCAUUCACGACGCGUUUUACUUUAUCGAAGAUUUGGCCAGGGGUGUAAUUCCUUUUGAUACCGAUACGGAAGUGAGUGGAGUAUUAGGCCUCUUCUUCUUCCAAAUUCCUCUCAAGGCAAGGGUAUCUUGCGAGGUGUAUGUAAAUUCAAACAACCAGACAAUCAUCCGCCAAGAUUGCUACCAUGAGUGAUGGGGGUAGAUAUCAAUAUGGCAGAAAUUCUCCGUUAUGAGUUGGGAGCUGAACAUAGGGUUGGGUGAUGGAGGUGAAAUAUUGAAGGGCAUUGGGACCAAAGCAGUGUAUAAAUAUUUGGAGUAGACCUGUUUAUUCAUAAUGCAUUUAUGGUGUAAAAGUCUACAAGGGAUUGUUGGAGUGGUUUGUAUUGGUAUUGCUUUAGGUGUUGAUUCUGACAUCUAAUUUUGCACAGCGAUCUCUUAUUAAAAAUUCUCGCACUAUGUUGAACAACCUUUCACCUUUGGAAUUAUGUUUCUUCUCUUUCUUUUGUUGGACAUACCUGAUUAUUCAGUACCAUUUGGGCGGUAUCUCACAAAAUGCUUACUGGGGCUAGCUGCACCAUCACAAAACUAUAGGCAUUCGUGAGAUGUUUCAUGCCUAUGCUAGACUUGUCAUGUUGUGUCCAAUAAAAGAGUUUAUGUGAUGAAAA